Dibothriocephalus latus is the source of this 408-nucleotide messenger RNA. Lineage: Eukaryota; Metazoa; Platyhelminthes; Cestoda; Diphyllobothriidea; Diphyllobothriidae. The record is from the annotation of a GenBank genome assembly.
CAGGGUCAGUUGGAGGGUGUGGGUGCCGGCCACACCUUCUGGAGCGGUCGCUCAAAGGCAGAGCGACAAAAUGCUGGUGUCAUCUUUGCCAUCCGGAACGACAUUGUGGGACGGCUGCCCUGUAUACCAGAAGAUGUGGUGACAAAGACAGGUUCCUCAGAAUUUAAAGGACACGACCAUCGUCAACUUCUAAAAGCGGGAAGGGAACCGGCAAUGACCAACGGAAUAAAGCGGGGCUGCGUACUAGCUCCCAUCCUCUUCCCUCUUAUGUGCUCUGCCAUGCUGGUGGACGCCUACCGUGAUGAGUGUCCUGGGAUCCGCAUCGCUUACGGAACUGACGGUUGCUUUCUCAAUAGUCGGCCUAACGUGUGUGUCUACUACUUCAGUCUAGAGCCUGCUUUUCACUGA